AUGAAGUACAUACUGUUUGUCACCUUUGUUGGAGUGGCUGUUGCCUUUCCCAUCGAUGCUGCCGCUGAUGAUGAUGAUGACAAGAUUGUGGGAGGCUACACCUGUGCAGUGAACUCUGUCCCCUAUCAGGUGUCCCUGAAUUCUGGGUAUCACUUCUGUGGAGGUUCCCUCAUCAACAGCCAGUGGGUAGUGUCAGCUGCUCACUGCUACAAGUCUCGCAUCCAAGUGCAGCUCGGGAAACAUAACCUGGCACUCACAGAAUCAUCACAGCAGUUGAUUAGUUCAGCUGAAGUAAUCCGCCACCCUCGCUACAGCUCCAGAACACUGGACAAUGACAUUAUGCUCAUCAAACUUGCCAAACCAGCCCAGCUCAACCGCGCUGUCCAAACCAUUCCUCUGCCUACCAGCUGCGUGGCCACAGGCACCACAUGCCUAAUCUCUGGCUGGGGCAACACAGUCAGCAAUGGCAAUGCAUAUCCAGACAAGUUGCAGUGCCUGAAGGCUCCUGUACUCUCCUCAAGCGUGUGCACUAAAGCCUACCCUGGGGAAAUUACCAAGAACAUGAUGUGUGUAGGAUUCGUGGAGGGAGGAAAAGACUCCUGCCAGGGGGAUUCCGGUGGUCCAGUAGUCUGCAAUGGGCAGCUCCAGGGCAUUGUUUCCUGGGGUAUUGGAUGUGCACAGAAAGGCUAUCCCGGGGUUUACACUAAGGUUUGCAAUUAUGUCUCCUGGAUCAAAGCAACUAUGUCUGCCAACUAA
Messenger RNA from Haliaeetus leucocephalus (bald eagle), 756 nucleotides. RefSeq names its product trypsin I-P1-like. The transcript is spliced from 5 exons. Gene Ontology annotation, molecular function: serine-type endopeptidase activity. Lineage: Eukaryota; Metazoa; Chordata; Aves; Accipitriformes; Accipitridae. The coding region runs from base 1 to 756 and encodes 251 amino acids. Gene Ontology annotation, biological process: proteolysis. The record is from RefSeq and is a predicted model, not a curated record.